Molecule: messenger RNA, 1737 nt
Organism: Gloeophyllum trabeum ATCC 11539
Lineage: Eukaryota; Fungi; Basidiomycota; Agaricomycetes; Gloeophyllales; Gloeophyllaceae
Exons: 1
Coding region: 1-1737 (578 amino acids)
Source: RefSeq, a predicted model, not a curated record
AUGUCCGACUUUAUCGAGUAUCGCAACCAGGACGCGCGGCUGGAACCCGCGUACCCCCGCCAGGCGGAGAGCUACGCCUCCGACGCCUACUCCCACCAACACAGGCCGUCCAACUCGAAGCACUCGCGGCGCACCCAAGCCAGCUACGCGAGCAACGGCACAUGGAUUCCCUACCCCGAUUACCCGCCCGCACCGACGCCCUACCGCGCGCACUCGCCCGGUCCUGCGUCGCGCGACACCCAGGCGAGCUUCGGCACCACCUGGGACGCAAAUCCCCAGCAGUACCCUCCCCCUCCUGAUGCCAUUCGCCCGCCGUCGCCCGCAAUGACAACCCGGACAAGAGGCCAGCGGUCCGAGACUGGGGAGCCCGAGUUCGAGUACAUGUCCGCAGAAGCGGACCCGGAGAUGCAGCACGCAGAGACGGUCGAGGAGGUCGACGAGAUCGGAGACGUGAUGGGACUCCCGCCGGACGACGGACACGGUAAGAGCGGCAAGAAGCGCUUCGUGGGCGGCUUUGUCUCUGGCCUGAAGAAGCUGCCCAGGGCGGUGCUCUGGGGCCGCAAGCACGCUGCGGAGGAAGAGCCACCAUUCCGGACGACCUUUCCCCAGUUCGAGCCCACGCCGCAUAUCAGCAGCAGCUUCGUGCAGAUGGACGUGCCGGUGCCCUCAGAGCCGCGCAUGCCCACGCCCGCUCUGUCCAAGCAUUCGUCACACCGCUCUCGUGUCGAAGGCAACGGCAAUGCCGCGUCCUCGUACGCCCACGGCGACACCGACUCUACCGCCGUCCACCGGGACGCCGGGCCAAGUCGCAUAGUGACAGCUACCACACCCGCCCCCCUCGACCUCGCCUCGCCGAAUCUGCGCCCGACGUCCGACUACGACAAGAUGCCCACUCCCCCGCGCACACCGACCGCGCCGUCGAUCACCUCGUACCUCACGCGUGUGCACCGUUUCCUGAAAGAGCUGAGCAACUUGCCCUGGGUUGCGUCUGCGACGGGACGCGUCGCAGCGGACUACUUUCCCGGCGAGAACCCGCGCAGCAGAUACCUCUACCCGCGCUACCGCGAGCGCGAGGCCAACCGGACGUGGUACACGAGCAAGCACAAGGACGUCGACCUCCUCAGCGGCGAGCGCGACGUCAACUCGCGGCGCACGACGCGCACCACCACCGACACGCGCUACCGCGACCGCGACCGCGAGCCCGCCCACCACCGCUCGCGCACGCACCGCUCGAACACGACGUCGCAGGCGAACCCGCACCGCCGCCCGCGCCGCGCCACGCGGUCGUACACGCUGUCGCACCCGAACACGCGCUCGUUCGCGUCGGGCUCGUACACGCUCUCGCGCGCGACGAGCCCCGGCGGCGUGCCGGUGCCGCCGCUGCCGACGAUCGCCUCGCCCACCGCGUCGCACCUCGCGUUCAUGGACCCGCAGCGCUACGCGCAGGUGUCGUACCCGUACGGGUACACCUACUCGCCGACGUCGCCGCAGCCGAUGUAUCUCAUUCCGGGGCCAAGCCCGCCCAGGCAGGAUGGGCAGGCGCAGGACGGGUCUCAGCAGGGACAAGGGCAGGCGCCGGUGCCGGUGCAGCCCGCGAUGCCGGUGUACCUCGUUGCUGGGCUGCCACCUGGGGCUGUGGGUGCACCGCCAGGUUUUGUGUCUACGAGUCCAAGGCAGCAUGUGAGGAGCGGGACGCCGACUCCGAGGGGUGGCAGUCCCAAAUCCGUGCAGGGAUAG